AUGAUCCGAGAGCUGCAGGUGAGGUUAAAGUCUACCAAGCUCGAGGUAGCGGCGUUGCUCUCGACCGCUACUUCGCUUGAAGCGGAGCUCGCAACGGUCCGAGCCUCGCUCCAAGCAAGCCUCGACGUGAAGGAAGGCAAGGCGGCGGCGGCUGUCGAGCGAGCUAAGCGGGCCGAGAGGACCGUGCAGCAGCUCCAGCAACAGCACCAUCUCCACCAGCAGCAGCAGCAGCUCGAGCACCAGGAGCAUAUCGAGCACGAGCAGCGCAAGCAGCACGAGCAGCGCAAGCAGCACGAGCAGCGCAAGCAGCACGAGCAGGACCGCGCAGUGUUCCAAGCGCAACUAUCGUUGUGCAACAGCCGGGAACAUUCGGCCGUGUCGAACGCUGCCUCUGUCCAGGCAAGCCUCGACGUGAAGGAAGGAGAGACGGCGGCGGCCAUGGAGCGAGCCAAGAGGGCCGAGAGGGCCAAGCAUCAGCUCCACCGCCAGCACCAGUACCAGCGGCGGCAGCUUCAGCAGGCCCAGCAACCCCAGCACCAGCAGCAGCAACAGCGGCACCAGCAGGAGCUCUCCAUUGUUCGAGCCUCGCUUCAGGUCAGCCUGAACACCAAGAAAGGAGAGACGGCGGCCCCCGUAGAGCGAGCUAAGCGGGCCGAGAGGACCGUGCAGCAGCUCCAGCAACAGCACCAUCUCCACCAGCAGCAGCAGCAGCUCGAGCACCAGGAGCAUAUCGAGCACGAGCAGCGCAAGCAGCACGAGCAGCGCAAGCAGCACGAGCAGGACCGCGCAGUGUUCCAAGCGCAACUAUCGUUGUGCAACAGCCGGGAACAUUCGGCCGUGUCGAACGCUGCCUCUGUCCAGGCAAGCCUCGACGUGAAGGAAGGAGAGACGGCGGCGGCCAUGGAGCGAGCCAAGAGGGCCGAGAGGGCCAAGCAUCAGCUCCACCGCCAGCACCAGUACCAGCGGCGGCAGCUUCAGCAGGCCCAGCAACCCCAGCACCAGCAGCAGCAACAGCGGCACCAGCAGGAGCUCUCCAUUGUUCGAGCCUCGCUUCAGGUCAGCCUGAACACCAAGAAAGGAGAGACGGCGGCCCCCGUAGAGCGAGCUAAGCGGGCCGAGAGGACCGUGCAGCAGCUCCAGCAACAGCACCAUCUCCACCAGCAGCAGCAGCAGCUCGAGCACCAGGAGCAUAUCGAGCACGAGCAGCGCAAGCAGCACGAGCAGCGCAAGCAGCACGAGCAGCGCAAGCAGCACGAGCAGGACCGCGCAGUGUUCCAAGCGCAACUAUCGUUGUGCAACAGCCGGGAACAUUCGGCCGUGUCGAACGCUGCCUCUGUCCAGGCAAGCCUCGACGUGAAGGAAGGAGAGACGGCGGCGGCCAUGGAGCGAGCCAAGAGGGCCGAGAGGGCCAAGCAUCAGCUCCACCGCCAGCACCAGUACCAGCGGCGGCAGCUUCAGCAGGCCCAGCAACCCCAGCACCAGCAGCAGCAACAGCGGCACCAGCAGGAGCUCUCCAUUGUUCGAGCCUCGCUUCAGGUCAGCCUGAACACCAAGAAAGGAGAGACGGCGGCCCCCGUAGAGCGAGCUAAGCGGGCCGAGAGGACCGUGCAGCAGCUCCAGCAACAGCACCAUCUCCACCAGCAGCAGCAGCAGCUCGAGCACCAGGAGCAUAUCGAGCACGAGCAGCGCAAGCAGCACGAGCAGCGCAAGCAGCACGAGCAGCGCAAGCAGCACGAGCAGGACCGCGCAGUGUUCCAAGCGCAACUAUCGUUGUGCAACAGCCGGGAACAUUCGGCCGUGUCGAACGCUGCCUCUGUCCAGGCAAGCCUCGACGUGAAGGAAGGAGAGACGGCGGCGGCCAUGGAGCGAGCCAAGAGGGCCGAGAGGGCCAAGCAUCAGCUCCACCGCCAGCACCAGUACCAGCGGCGGCAGCUUCAGCAGGCCCAGCAACCCCAGCACCAGCAGCAGCAACAGCGGCACCAGCAGGAGCUCUCCAUUGUUCGAGCCUCGCUUCAGGUCAGCCUGAACACCAAGAAAGGAGAGACGGCGGCCCCCGUAGAGCGAGCUAAGCGGGCCGAGAGGACCGUGCAGCAGCUCCAGCAACAGCACCAUCUCCACCAGCAGCAGCAGCAGCUCGAGCACCAGGAGCAUAUCGAGCACGAGCAGCGCAAGCAGCACGAGCAGCGCAAGCAGCACGAGCAGCGCAAGCAGCACGAGCAGGACCGCGCAGUGUUCCAAGCGCAACUAUCGUUGUGCAACAGCCGGGAACAUUCGGCCGUGUCGAACGCUGCCUCUGUCCAGGCAAGCCUCGACGUGAAGGAAGGAGAGACGGCGGCGGCCAUGGAGCGAGCCAAGAGGGCCGAGAGGGCCAAGCAUCAGCUCCACCGCCAGCACCAAUACCAGCGGCGGCAGCUUCAGCAGGCCCAGCAACCCCAGCACCAGCAGCAGCAACAGCGGCACCAGCAGGAGCUCUCCAUUGUUCGAGCCUCGCUUCAGGUCAGCCUGAACACCAAGAAAGGAGAGACGGCGGCCCCCGUAGAGCGAGCUAAGCGGGCCGAGAGGACCGUGCAGCAGCUCCAGCAACAGCACCAUCUCCACCAGCAGCAGCAGCAGCUCGAGCACCAGGAGCAUAUCGAGCACGAGCAGCGCAAGCAGCACGAGCAGCGCAAGCAGCACGAGCAGCGCAAGCAGCACGAGCAGGACCGCGCAGUGUUCCAAGCGCAACUAUCGUUGUGCGACGGCCGGAAACAUUCGGCCGUGUCGAACGCCGCCUCUGUCCAGGCAAGCCUCGACGUGAAGGGAGGAGAGGCGGCGGCGGCCAUGGAGCGAGCCAAGAGGGCCGAGAGGGCCAAGCAUCAGCUCCACCGCCAGCACCAGUACCAGCGGCGGCAGCUUCAGCAGGCCCAGCAACCCCAGCACCAGCAGCAGCAACAGCGGCACCAGCAGGAGCUCUCCAUUGUUCGAGCCUCGCUUCAGGUCAGCCUGAACACCAAGAAAGGAGAGACGGCGGCCCCCGUAGAGCGAGCUGAGCGGGCCGAGAGGACCAUGCAGCAGCUCCAGCAGCAGCUCCAGCGACAGCUCCAAGAGCAGCAGCAGCAACCGGAGCAGGAGCAGGAGCAGGAGCAGCAGCUCCAGCCCGACCAUCCCGUUGUGUUUCUGACCGAAGCCACCGCUGACCGAACGCCGGGGGUGGCAGAGGAAUCCGACCUUCGUUCGCCCACCGGAGCUCGCCAUGCCCCUGGUUUCCAGGAGACACCCAAGCAACAGCUGUCGGGAGUUACGGCUAAAGCAAGCGUCGUCGCCGACAAGGACACGCUGGCCGAUGAGUUGGGACAGGAGGUGAAGCGGCUCCGAGAACAACUUCGUGAGCUGGAGGCGAAGGUAGGUACUUCUGCAGUGGGGCGGGAGUUGGGUCCGAUCGUGGGUGUGUCGUGA
Molecule: messenger RNA, 3435 nt
Organism: Ectocarpus sp. CCAP 1310/34
Lineage: Eukaryota; Phaeophyceae; Ectocarpales; Ectocarpaceae
Source: the annotation of a GenBank genome assembly